Molecule: messenger RNA, 1506 nt
Organism: Lachnellula hyalina
Lineage: Eukaryota; Fungi; Ascomycota; Leotiomycetes; Helotiales; Lachnaceae
Gene: YSL4
Product: putative metal-nicotianamine transporter
Exons: 7
Coding region: 1-1506 (501 amino acids)
Cellular component (GO): fungal-type vacuole membrane
Molecular function (GO): oligopeptide transmembrane transporter activity
Source: RefSeq, a predicted model, not a curated record
AUGGCACGUACAUCAUUAUCAAAUGCCUUGGACAAUAAGACACCUGAGAGAUUACAUCAUCCUAGAAGCUCAUCCGUCCAAAGUUACGAGGAAUACCAAACCCAAAAUACCGAAGACCUUGACGAAAACGAAACAGUUACAGAUGGCUACAAAGAGGAUCCUUUCAAACCGCUAGAUAACAUCUGUGAAGACAAUGAGAAUAUCUUGACAAUUCGAGCCGUCGCCGUUGGUGUCGUGUGUGGGUCUUUAGUCAACGCCUCAAAUAUCUACCUGGGCCUGAAAUCCGGAUGGACGGCGUCGGCGAAUCUCUUCGCAUCUAUCGUCGGCUUCGCGCUCCUGAAAUCAUGUCCCGAAUUUCUAAAACAUGUCCCAUUCCUCGCUAGGGAUUUCGGGCCUCGAGAAAACAAUAUUGUGCAAACAGCAGCAACGGCAGCUGGUGGCAUGAGCACUGUAUACAUCUCGACGUUUCCCGCUAUGUAUCAGCUCGGCUUGAUGACGAGCCCUGGGGAGGACUUCUGGAGGCUGGUGUCACUGACUGCAGCUGGAGGUCUUUUUGGUCUUUUCUGUGCUACACCUUUACGGAAAUUCUUCAUCAUCUCAGUUGCUCGGGAUUUGCACCUCGUCUUCCCGACCCCGUCUGCGACUGCAAUCACGAUUAGAAACAUGCAUCAAGCCGUCGGUGGUGGUAAAUCCUCAAUUCCACGGCGGAAGAUGAAAGUUCUCUGCAUUGCGUUUGGAUUCGCUCUCGUGCAUCGUGUCAUGUCUCCGUACGCACCUGGCAUUCUGUGGGAUUGGCACCCUUUUACUUGGUAUCAUGCUUUUGUACCAUCCGAUGCCACCGCCCUUGGUCUUGAAAGCUGGGGGUGGUAUGUGGAGUGGACUCCCGCCUUCAUUGGCACUGGCAUGCUUGUCGGUACCAACGUUGCCACAUAUCACUUUAUCGGUGCUCUGCUUGCUUGGGGUAUUGCAGGUCCCCUUCUUGUCUCCUACGGCUUUGCGUUUGGCACAGAAAUGAAUGGGACAGGACUUGCGUCGUACAUCACGAUUUCUGAUGAGUUCAGCAACGCUGGCCAUCCUAGUCCAAGAUACUGGCUUCUGUGGCCAGGGAUUACUUGUAUGAUUGCAGUUUCUUUAACAGAACUUGCCUGCCAAUGGCGCGUUUUCUGGUAUUCUGGGAAACUCAUGUGGUGCAAUCUUUCACACCUGAUCUCACUUGCCUCUAUGUUAAUCAGAGGUAAGCGGGAGUUACCAUUGGAGAAUAUAGCAAAACCAGACGCCAUUGAAGAUCCCACUUCAGCCGAAGAUCAAAUCAAAACCUGGAUGUGGCUUCCAGGGCUUCUCGUCACCAUCAUUUUGGCUUGCAUGGUGAUGAAAUUUCAAUAUAGCAUGCCUGUCCGUGAGACAUUCAUCGCCUUAUUUAUGGCAUUCUUAUUUUCUUUCCUAGCGGUUCAAUCCACAGGCGCCACAGGUAAGACGCAAGCCCCUACAUUUUGGGUGGAUGUUUGA